This is a messenger RNA of Aspergillus luchuensis, 408 nucleotides long. RefSeq lists its product as uncharacterized. Lineage: Eukaryota; Fungi; Ascomycota; Eurotiomycetes; Eurotiales; Aspergillaceae. The transcript has a single exon. Bases 1 to 408 code for a protein of 135 amino acids. The record is from RefSeq and is a predicted model, not a curated record.
AUGUCUCUCACUCGCUACACCGCACCCAUUCCCCAGGGCGCGAAGGUGGUCGAGACGCGUGAGCAACUCAACCAAGUAGUCCGGGAAAAUCCCGAGACUGUCCUGUACGAUCAGGAUGGUGGCUACAUGUUGAAAGAUGAGAGCGGAACCGUGGUUGCCAUAGCUGCGGAUUCUCUGUGUCCCGAGUUGGACCAGGCCGUGGCUGAAGUCGAGGCCCUGCAAGCAGAGACGAAGCUGGCUGGCAAUGCCGGAGACCAAGGUGAUACCAAUGCCAAAAAGAGAGACGUUAAUGAUGUUCAGGACACUAAUCGUCCACUUCGUUGUUCUCACCCUAGAUGCUUCAAUUCCGCCAUCUGCCUGACCUAUACCGAUUGCCACGUCUGUUUGCGACAGCACCACUGUAUCUGA